CAAAAAUAAGCCCGAACAAAAUAAUUCAAUCCGAAUAUAAAACCCAAAUAAGCAAACCGUCUAUCAAAAUGCCAUCGCCAAUGUGCUUUAGGUUCUGUUUGUUUCAAACAGUAGCUGAUCAAUAGAAGUUGACUAUUUUAUGUUCAGUAGGAGAAGUUUUAGCACGUUUGUUUGAGAGUUGAGAAGUAACCUUGAGAAGUUAAAAAAACAAAAAGAUUUGAAGUUCGCUACUGAAGUUCGGGAGGUGACUAGUAGUUGAAACAAAAGGAGCCUGAAAGAUUCAGGAGCUAUUGGGAAUUUCAACCCAAGUCACCCCAUGAAAUUCAUUGCUAUUUUGGUUGCAGUUCAUAGACGUGGGAACUAUGGUUUCUCCAACAGUGUUUGCGCGGCGGAGCCUUUGCUACCUGCUCUACGACCAACCUGACGCAGCUCUACGUGAUGGGAUGCAAGCGCAAUGCGUGUACCCAGACUGGUCGACGGCGUUCUACAUGCAAUCUGUGGCGCUGGCGAAGCUGAACAUGCACAACGAUGCAGCAGACAUGUUAAACGAGGCAUCUACUCUGGAGGAGAAGAGACUACGCAAAGCAUCUUGAGAUAUGGUAAAUGAUCAUAGAAUCGUAUAAAUUACAUUUUGGUUUAGGAUGGAUUGAAGAUUUUGGGUCUCUGGACCUGUGGUUGGGUAACUCUGUUGUUUAUUGGUUUGUUGUAGCCUUGUAAUGGAGGGGUUGUUCAAAGUGUGUGUGUAUAGAAGGCAAAUGUGUUUAUUUUUGAGAGGGAAGAGGAGGAAGGGAUUUUCAAUGUUCAGAAUUGUAAAAUAUAGAGUGGGAGAGGGGAAGGACAAAUAAUAUGAUUCUUGGGUUUAGACUUGAUGUUCUUCAUUUUUCUUGUUCAACAAGUCAUGAAAUAAAUCUCUUGUUCUUUC
This is a messenger RNA of Linum trigynum, 922 nucleotides long. Lineage: Eukaryota; Viridiplantae; Streptophyta; Magnoliopsida; Malpighiales; Linaceae. The record is from the annotation of a GenBank genome assembly.